This is a messenger RNA of Aspergillus uvarum CBS 121591, 882 nucleotides long. RefSeq lists its product as uncharacterized. The record is from RefSeq and is a predicted model, not a curated record. The coding region runs from base 159 to 758 and encodes 199 amino acids. Lineage: Eukaryota; Fungi; Ascomycota; Eurotiomycetes; Eurotiales; Aspergillaceae. The transcript has a single exon.
UCGGGACACGCCACAACCGCUAUCCACCUCAUCUUCCGGUGAUAGCACUGCACUUGACUGGGACCGAAAAAGCCACGGGGUAUCGAAAGCACAUCAUCCGUCUCGCGGCCGUACGGUACUGCAGCGUUCCCCCCAUAAGCCGCUCACACCAUCCAUCCAUGCGUGGCUGCAGAUAUACUUUCUUGGAGUUUAGUAGUGCACGGUCUGGCGUACCGUACAACCACUCGAUCAAGAACCCUGAUUUGUGUCGAUUGAGUGCCCCCGAUUCGAUUCGAUUCGACCUCUCAGUCCCCGCAGCUCUUGGUCUUCGUGGUCGCGGUCGUGGUCUUGGGCGCCCAACUCUACCGUCUACCGAACGUACUGUACAUACUUUACAUAGAUUAAUGUCAAGCCGGACCCCUCCAGAUCUUCCGUAUGGUCCAUCGGCCACCAAAUCACAAGGCAUCACAAGGCAUUGCGGACAGGGGGGGCCUGAGACCACGGGCGGGCCAUGCCGGACUGCUGCUGCUGCCGCUCCUGCCUCUGUCCGGUUGUCUAGUCAUCCAGUCAUCCCGGAUCACGGCCUCACUCAUAACUUGAAGUUAUCAUCUCAGAGCAAUGCCUUUAAACCCGGGAAGGGAGUUAAACUACCCGAAGGCGGUCGACCUCCCCCUCCCCCUCACCCCGAUAAGAAACCUGCUUUACUCGAAACAAGAUCAACUGCUCUAGAAUCGAUCGACACAACAACAUCAGUCUUCAUCUUGUCAAACUUGUUCUAGCCCGCGCCGCUCCGGAAGAAACCUGGAGGCGCGACGGAAAAUCCUCGAAUCAACAUGCAUGUGUGGCACCAAAGUCGCUAAUCUUGCUGAAUUGAGGACUAGAAAAAGGGUUUCCCGCCGGCCU